Hemisphaericaspora subhashii is the source of this 2295-nucleotide messenger RNA. It is a transcript of the gene PMT2, whose product is annotated as dolichyl-phosphate-mannose-protein mannosyltransferase. Gene Ontology annotation, biological process: protein O-linked glycosylation via mannose. Gene Ontology annotation, molecular function: dolichyl-phosphate-mannose-protein mannosyltransferase activity. The transcript has a single exon. The record is from RefSeq and is a predicted model, not a curated record. Bases 1 to 2295 code for a protein of 764 amino acids. Lineage: Eukaryota; Fungi; Ascomycota; Pichiomycetes; Serinales; Debaryomycetaceae. Gene Ontology annotation, cellular component: membrane; endoplasmic reticulum.
AUGUCAUCUACCUCAAUUCAACCUCAAGAAGAACCAGGAACUGUUCGUCAGAGGAAUGGUCCAAAUGACAAAUUAUCACUUGCCCAAAAGUAUAAUGUUGAUGAUGAUACAACCCCAGAAGAUUCAAAGAGAACCAAAUAUGAUGAAACUAAAGAUUUUGUUGAAUCUUUAAAGACACUUGAAUCCAUAUUAGCUCCAAUUGUAUUUACAUUAUUAUCAUUUUUUGUUAGAUUUUAUCGUAUUUCAAUCAAUAAUCAUGUUGUUUGGGAUGAAGCUCAUUUUGGUAAAUUUGGUUCUUAUUAUUUAAGACAUGAAUUUUAUCAUGAUGUUCAUCCUCCAUUAGGAAAAAUGUUAGUUGGUCUUUCUGGUUAUUUAGCUGGAUAUAAUGGUUCUUGGGAUUUCCCAUCCGGUGAAGAAUAUCCUGCUUAUAUUGAUUAUACUAAAAUGAGAUUAUUUAAUGCUACAUUUUCUGCUCUUUGUGUUCCAUUUGCUUAUUUUACUUGUAAAGAAAUUGGAUUUUCCAUUUGGACCACUUGGUUAUUUACUUUAAUGGUUUGUUGUGAAUCUACUUAUGUUACAUUAGGGAAAUUUAUUUUAUUAGAUUCAAUGUUAUUAUUUUUCACAGUUACAACUGUCUUUUGUUUUGCAAGAUUUAAUAAUUUUAAUAACAAAAAACAAGAAUUUUCAAGAAAAUGGUGGAAAUGGUUAUUAUUAACUGGAUUUUCCAUUGGAUGUACUUGUUCUGUUAAAAUGGUUGGUUUAUUCGUUACCACUUUAGUUGGUAUUUAUACAAUUGUUGAUCUUUGGAAUAAAUUAGGUGAUAGAUCAAUCUCAUGGAAGAGAUAUUCUGGUCAUUGGAUGGCUAGAAUUAUUGGUUUAAUCAUUGUUCCAAUUUCCAUCUUUUUAAUCUCAUUUAAGAUUCAUUUUGAUUUAUUAUAUAAGUCAGGUACAGGUGAUGCUAACAUGUCUUCUCUUUUCCAAGCCAAUUUAGUUGGAUCUGAUGUAGGUGGAGGUCCAAGAGAAGUUGCAAUUGUUCAUUCUAAAGUCACUAUCAAAAAUCAAGGUUUAACUGGUGGAUUAUUACAUUCUCAUGUUCAAACUUAUCCAAUUGGUUCAAAGCAACAACAAAUUACUACUUAUGGACAUAAAGAUUCCAAUAAUAAUUGGAUUUUCCAAAGACCUAGAGGAGAACCACAUUAUGAUUCUUCUAAUAAUAAUACUGAUAUUGAAUAUGUUUUCGAUGGUAUGACUGUUAGAUUAAUGCAUGUAAUGACUGGUAGAAACUUACAUUCUCAUGAUGUACCUGCUCCUGAAACAAAAUCAGAAUUUGAAGUUUCAUGUUAUGGUAAUUUGACUAUUGGUGAUAGGAAAGAUAAUUGGAUUAUUGAAAUUAUGGAACAACAAAGUGAUGAAGAUAAAAUGAGAUUACAUCCUUUAACUUCAUCUUUCAGAUUAAAGAAUGAAAUUAUGGGAUGUUAUUUAGGUGUUACAGGUACUUCAUUACCACAAUGGGGGUUCAGACAAGGUGAAGUUGUUUGUUAUAAGAAUCCAUUCAAAAAAGAUAAGAGAACUUGGUGGAAUCUUGAAAAUAAUCGUAAUGACAUCUUACCUCCACCACCAGCUGAUUUCAAAUUACCUAAAACCAGAUUCUUACGUGAUUUUAUUCAAUUGAAUUUAGCUAUGAUGGCAACUAAUAAUGCUUUAGUUCCAGAUUAUGACAAACAAGAUGAUUUAGCAUCUUCUGCCUGGCAAUGGCCGACUUUAAAUGUCGGUAUUAGAAUGUGUGGUUGGGGUAAAGAAAGAGCUAAAUAUUUCAUGAUUGGUUCUCCAGCUACUACUUGGCCAUCAACAGUUGGUGUUGUCUUGUUCGCAUUUAUCGUUCUUUAUUAUUUGAUUAGAUGGCAAAGACAAUAUGUUGAUUUUUCUGAUCCUCAUAAAUUGAAAGUAUUCCUUAUGGGAGGUAUUUAUCCAAUGUUUGGUUGGGGAUUACAUUUUAUGCCAUUUUUGAUUAUGGGUAGAGUUACAUAUGUUCAUCAUUAUGUUCCUGCAUUAUAUUUUGCCAUGAUUGUUUUCUGUUAUGAAGUUGAAAGUUUUACAAGAAAGUUAAAUAGUUCUGAUGCAAGUACUGCAAAGAAAUUGGCAUAUGCUGCCAUUUUUAUUGGAUUGUAUGUAUUUGUUGGUGGUACUUUCUGGUAUUUCAGAUAUUUCUCUUGGGGAAUGGAAGGUCCAAAAGAAGAUUGGAAACAUUUACAACUUUUAAGAUCUUGGAGAGUUUCAGAUGAUGAUUAUCAUUAG